AGAAGCUAAGUUAAAAGGCAGUUGGACGAGUCGGCUAUAUUCGCCAUUGUUUUUGUGUAUACUGACGGCUCAAUUCUAAGCUCUUUAUUUUAUUGUCUACAUGACCGUGCACUAAUCGAGAUAUAAAAAUAAAAAUCGGAAAGAAGGGAAGAUACUAAACCACGCCCCUGUUCAUUGGAAAUUUGAUCUGGAAAUCGUGAUGACGCUACGUUACUGUUCUUUUCGACAGCGUUCGAAAAGAAGAUGAUUUCGUUCUACAGUCGAUUAUUAAUAAUACUACUAUUCAAUUUUUUAACUAAUUUGCAAGCUGACAAAUCGAAGACGAUUAGGAUCCUUAUGUCGGCCGAAGAUGACAGGUUCGAAACGAAUGAACCGAGAUUACUAGUUCGACACGGUGAUUCUCUAGAAUUUAUUUGUCCAGAGAAUACAAACGUUUCAUUAAGAUAUUCAACAACUAAAGGACUUUAUUCUUGUCCUACCAAUCUCGAUUCUCCAAUAUUGGUUGAUUGUUCUCCUGAUAUGAAAGCAAAAUCAUAUUUAUUCGCUGUUCAAGGAUCAGUAUCAUCAAAUCCUUUCCAAGAUCCUAUAAAAUGUUGGGAUAGUGUAUAUUUCACUAUGGGCACCAAAACGGAAACUUGUAUUAAACGCAAUCUCAAAUUAAAUGUCACCGUUGACUGUAGUACAGCAACAACUGCAUACACAACAAAGGAAACAACUUCUUGGACAGUGACUAAUACUCAGGAAUCUCAAGGUGCUACCGAGACAUUAAGUACGGCUUCUUCAUCUGUGACAAUCGUUCCUACAACAAUCUCCAGUGGCUUCCCCUUAGACCGGGGCAAAUCGAACGGUACUAGUGGAUUAUCGGAUAAAUCUGUAUUGUAUAUAGCAAUUGGUGUUAGCUCUUCUUGUUUGAUUAUCCUUAUUGUAAUCUCAUCGGUUGUCUGCUUAGUCAGACGACGGAGAAGAGAGUCGAGAAAGCCUACUUCCGGCAAGACGUCAUCCGACUAUUCAUCGUCGACGGAUAAUAGCCGAUUUGGCCACUUGUCGCGGCCUGACUUUCCUGAGAGGUUGGGCAAUGAACCUAUCCCCAGGGAACGUUCGUAUUCAAGUGUCAGUCUAGAUCUUGAACAACACAGGAGUUCCACCUCGCUUUCCUCCUUACCAGACUCUACAAAAUCGGUUAGUAGGGGAGCAAGCAGUCGACCUUUGCCCCCAACUCCUGUAGAUGGCGCCACAUUCAGAUCAGUGGCGUCUAGUGAACACCAAUAUGAAGAAAUACCUGAUUGGAAUAAAGGAAUGGUACAUAAACAGUUCAACCAAAGAAAUUUUCCAACGGCCCUUAGUCAUUCCAUAGUCGUCUGAUUUGAUACAUUAUAAAAAAAAUUGACAAACAAAAAACACAAUUUUGAUAAUUCUCUUUUCUUCUCGUUUACCGUUUUUGUUUGUUGUUUUUACAAAAUUUUGUGCUUCAAUAUGUUACGCAUAAUUCGAUUAUUUAUGAUCUUUACUUCUUCAUUCUUGUUUUUAUCUAAAUGAGCAAAAAAGAAAAAUAAGAGAGAAAGAAGCAAAACCAACAACAUUCGUUUUAUUUUUUCAAUUCUAUUUUCUCUUUCUCUUUAGUUUUUUUUUUUCUGGAAAUAUAGGAAAAGAAUUCUUUCUAUUUAAAUAUUAGUAUAAUACCAUACACA
Messenger RNA from Dimorphilus gyrociliatus, 1688 nucleotides. NCBI's taxonomy places the organism in Eukaryota, Metazoa, Annelida, Polychaeta, Dinophilidae. The record is from the annotation of a GenBank genome assembly.